Messenger RNA from Liolophura sinensis, 6090 nucleotides. RefSeq names its product phosphatidylinositol-3-phosphatase SAC1-like. Gene Ontology annotation, cellular component: endoplasmic reticulum. Lineage: Eukaryota; Metazoa; Mollusca; Polyplacophora; Chitonida; Chitonidae. Gene Ontology annotation, biological process: phosphatidylinositol dephosphorylation. The transcript has 18 exons. Gene Ontology annotation, molecular function: phosphatidylinositol-4-phosphate phosphatase activity. The record is from RefSeq and is a predicted model, not a curated record. Bases 153 to 1922 code for a protein of 589 amino acids.
ACAACUAUCAAAUAAGUAAAUAUUAUAAAUAACUGAAGACAACAAACUUCCCUGAGCCGUUAACAAACAUUUUAAUUCCUCAGUUAACUCCCUUGCAAAACUUCUCUUGAAAACCGCGUAGAUUUCGUCCACGUCAGCUGAGCCCAGUCAAAAUGGCUGUGCACGAGUCCCUACGAUUACAUAUUACCUCAGAUAGCUUCUUCAUAGAACCUUACAAUGAUUCUGGCACUCAUGAACUGCUGGUCAUUGAUCGUCUUACUCAAGAAAUAACCUUGAGCACCAAUCAUGGACAGAUCCCGUCUUCCGCUGUAACCAGGACUAUAUAUGGCAUCAUGGGAAUAAUUCGUCUUCUGGCAGGACCAUAUCUGAUUGUAAUCACUGGUAAGACCAAGGUGGGUGAUGUGGAUGGACAUACAAUAUGGAGGGUGACCAGCACAGAACUCCACUCCUACCAGAGGACAUUGUUACACCUUAAUGAGCAACAGAUCAGUGACAAUAAGACAUAUGUGUCUAUGGUGGAACUAGCCCUUAAGUCCACUGGCCUCUACUUCUCCACCACUUACGACCUGACCCACACCCUACAGAGGUUACAGAACACUAGUCCCGACUUCCUUUCCCUGGCCAUGCAUGAGCGGGUAAGGUUUGUAUGGAAUGGUCAUGUGUUGAGGGAGCUGGCCCAGCAGUCUGAGUUAGCACGCUAUUGCCUACCUGUCAUCAUGGGAUUUGUACAUAUUCAUACAAAUAUGAUCAACAACAAGCAGUUUGACUACGCGUUGAUAUCGCGGCGCAGCGUGUACCGUGCAGGCACACGGUUCUACGUGAGAGGGCUGGACACUGAAGGUUACUGCGCUAACUUUGUGGAGACAGAACAGCUGGUACUGUUUGAUGGACACAAGUGCUCAUUUGUUCAGACACGUGGCUCCAUUCCCCUGUUCUGGUCUCAGAGGCCCUGUCUGAAGUACAUGCCCCAGCCAGUCAUCAGCAAUACCAUGGGACAUACUGAAGCAUUCAAAAGACACUUUGAGAACCAAAUUUACAAUUAUGGGAAACAAGUCAUAGUCAGUUUGAUUAACCACAAAGGGAGAGAACACCUACUGGAGAAAGCUCUGACUCAGAUGAUCAUCAAUGCACAAAACAACAGCAUACGAUACGAGUCCUUUGACUUUCACCAUGAGUGUCGGAAAAUGCGGUGGGACAGACUUUCGUUGUUGAUGGACAGACUGGAGAAUGACAUCAACAACUUUGGAUACUUCAUGGUACAGAGAGAUGGGACUGUCAUGAGUCAUCAGGCAGGGAUAAUGAGAACUAGCUGCAUGGACUGUCUGGAUAGGACCAAUGUUGUUCAGGGACUGAUUGCCCGGGUGGUGCUGGAAACACAACUACAGAGGUUAGGUAUUCUUCAUCCAGGACAGAAAUUGGUGGAACAAGAAAUGUUCAUGACGGUAUACAGAGAUGUCUGGGCUGAUCAUGCUGACGCACUCUCUAUCCAGUACGCAGGCACCGGAGCCCUGAAAACAGACUUCACCAGGACUGGGAAGAGAACCAAAAUAGGAAUGCUAAUGGAUGGGGUGAAUUCCCUGACCAGAUACUUCAAAAAUAAUUUCAGUGAUGGAUUCAGACAGGACUCUAUUGACCUCUUCCUGGGGAACUACACAGUUGGUGAUGGUGAUGGGAUAUCUCACAUGUCUCCUUUCAGGAAAGACAAAGACUGGAAGUACUAUGCGUUACCUGUGAUAUUUUUGGUGGCUUUCAUGAUGUGUGUGAUCAGUGUGCUGUUACCUGAUGAACAUUUGAGUGAGCAGGCGAUGUAUGUCCUGUUCUGGGGUGUGGCUAGUGUGGUGUCAGUCUUCUUGAUCUUUGUCUAUGGGGUGGAAUUUGUGGAUCAGCCACGCCUUACCCAGGCCCAGUCCAAAACUGAAUAGCUAUAUGGACCUGACAACACUAACCCCAUUUUUAUUGUGUAGUACAGGACCCUGUUAGAAGCUUCAGAGAAAUUUGCAUAUAAAUGUAACAAUAAAAAAAUGUUUUGUGCAGUGCUUUUAACAUAUUGUAAAUAAAAUGAGCUAUUAUAGAUAGGAAGCUUAGUGUGUAGUUAUUUUUAGACAGAACUUACAUCGAGCAGCUAUUAUCAUAUUGAGCUGAAAUUUUCAACAUUUCUGACCAGGACCUAGAGUCGUGUUAUGUGAAUGUUCUUACAGAGAGAUACAAAACAAGAAACAACAGAAAGUUGUGCACUUCUGUGUCAAACAUCUUAUAAUCCAUCCUCCACCAAAACCCCCAACCCCAAAUUGUUUAAAUUAUGUGAAGAUGUUUUAUUUACGAGUGAAUGCCGGGUUUCCAUUUGAAAUGAGUAUGAGGUUUAUUAAAUGAUAUAUUGAUUUUGUGUAUGCGAGGUGCUGGGGAAAGAAUGGAGCUCAGUUGUAUAUGACACUGGUAACCCAUUCAUAUGAUUGUAUUCUUUGAGGUCUGUUUUGCUUUGAACGGUCUGUAGUUUCAUUUUGCUUCAAACUCAGUUUCAAGAGAAAGUAAUAAAUGCACUGUUUAUCAAUCACACCAAAGUUAUUUACAUGUCAACGAAGCAAUUGGUUAUAGCUUAUUGUGCACCAGUGACAGAAUAGGUGAAAAAAAAACAAUACUGCAAUAAAGAAAAUCACUCCUAAGUCUAUAUACAAAUUAAUUUUACAACAAACUUUUAUUGAGGGCAGAAAUUAAGUUGAAGAAAAAUUGUUUUGUAGUCAUAAAUGUCACAGUUUGUAUUUAAUUGUUGCUAUUAUUUUGUAUUCGUAAUAUGAUGUUUUUUUAUGGCUGUGGAGUAUAACUUGGAGACGCAGUUUGAAAGUAUAAUUCGCAAUAUUUUGAAGACCAAAACAUGUUGUUCAGGUAUAUGGACAGGACAUAUGUGAACUUCACCGAAUUAAUACAGUAAACUGUUCAGGUCAAAUAAUAUUCCUCAAAUAUGCUAAAACAUGCAUUAUGUCUAUGGAAUUUGUUGACGAUUUAGGCAAGUCCUCUAAUUUUCCUAUGGUGUGGCUGUCAUCUAAGGUACAUUAGAUGUCUUCUGCAGGUUGUUUGAUAGAUUUACUCCUUGAAUUACUGAUGACUCGCUGCCUUUUAUUGUUCGUGUAUAUGUAAAACAAGGUUAAAUCGAUGUUUGGAAAUCUACUUGGUAUGGAUUACAAGUACAUUGUAGAUAUAACGGAAUAUCAAAUACCAAGGUUCAUUGUAGAUAUAAUGGGAUAUCAAAUGCCAAGGUUCAUUGUGGAUAUAACGGAAUAUCAAAUGCCAAGGUUCAUUAUAGAUAUAAUGUGACAUCAUAUACCAAGGUUCAUUGUAGAUAUAAUGGGAUAUCAAAUGCCAAUGUAGACUGUAGAUACAUGUAUAAUGGAGUAUCAUAUGUACACCAAUGUUCAUUAUAAAUACAUGUCUAAUGGUAUACCGUAUAGCUGUCAUUUCUCGUAGGACAUCUAAUAAUGUUUUUAUAGGCUGAUUAUUCCCAUCAAACUACUGGAUACUAGCUUUACACGCUAGAACGUUUUCUUCUCAGUACUAGUAUUUGCCUUUAUACAUUUUAUUUGUUGUCUUUUACCUAUCAUUACCUUCCAAUUCUUAUUGUGUUAGCACAAGAGAUUUGCAUGGGUUAUUCAAUGUGCUUCUGUUUACCUGACAUCGAUGGUUUAUCUUACCAUGUGGGUACGGAUGUUGUCUUACUACCAUCUGAUGUUCUUGUGCAAUAAUACUCAAGUUAUUCAUACGUAUUCAUUGUUGUGCGCGGACACAUACUGAUGUCACUGAAAUAUAUUAAAUAUCAAAUACAAUUUCUAUUCUGAUAGCGAUCCAGGUCAAGGCUUUGUUAAACUUCUUAACUGGUGAAAUGGCAUUUUAUCAGCAGAAUGUUCCAUACUGGAUGAGUAUAAAAAUAUUGUUCAGAAGAGAGAGUUUCGUGAUGAGUUUGGCAUUUGAGGCUGCUGCAAUGAUGUUUUCAUGAACACAAUAUCCAAGUCAUUGGAAAAGUGAAACACCAGCUACCCCUGACCCAAAAAAUAUUGACAUAUUGACCCAUCUGUGUCUUGUCCAUGGCAAAGACAUGUCCAUAUCUGCUUAAGAAACAGAAAACAGCUUUAUUAUGAUUGCACCUAUUUUGGCCCAUAUUUCUAUUAUUCACUUGAAAAUAAUGUUGUCAUGUGAACAUUGUGCUGUCAUGUGAACAUAGCGCUGUCAUGUGAACAUUGCGCUGCCGUGUGAUCACUGCCACUUUGUGAACAUUGCAGAGCCUUGUGAACAUUAUACAGCUGUUUGAACUUUAUACAGCUGUUUGAACAUUAUACAGCUGUUUGAACACUCUUCUGCCCUGAGAACAUUGUGACACCUUGUGAACUUUCUGCCACCUUGUGAACAUAAUAGCGCCUCGCGAACAUUGUGACACCUUGUGAACAUUGUGCCUCCUUAUUGGGCAUUGCGCCUCCUUAUUGGACAUUGCAGCACCAAGUGAACAUUGUGCUGUUUUGUGAGCAUUGUGCUGUUUUGUGAACAUUGUGCCUCUGUGAACAUUGUGCUGUCUUGUGAUCAUUAAGCUGUCUUGAGAACAUUAUGCCGCCAUGUGAACAUCAUGCUGCCUUGUGAACUUAGUGCUACCAUGUGAACAUUGUGCCUCCUUGUGAACACUGUGCUGUCUUAUGAUCAUUGAGCUGUCUUGUGAACAUUAUGCCGCCAUGUGAACAUCAUGCUGCCUUGUGAACAUUGUGCCUCCCUGUGAACAUUGUGCUGUCCUAUGAUCAUUGAGCUGUCUUGUGAACAUCGUGCUGCCUUGUGAACUUGGUACUGCCAUGUGAACAUUGUGCCACCUUGUGAACAUUUCACCGGCAUGUAAACAUCGUGCUGCCAUGUAAACAUUUUGCUGUCUUUUAAACAUUGUGCACCCUUGUGAACGUUGCACCUCUUUGUGUGAACAUUUUGCCAUCUUGUGAAUCGCUUUUAAUUUGAAGACGAGUGCUGCCCAGCGAAAUACAUGAAAGGCAGUCACAUGUAUGGUUGAGCCUCUUGUUAUAUUGGUUUGCACAGUACAGGUUUAGACAGGGCCAAAAUCUAAGAACAGGGGCCAAUAGCUACAAACUGGGGCCAUUAGUUACUGACAGGGGCCAGUUUGCUAAAACCUACGAAACUAUAUAUGGCAUAUUGACACACCAGCACUCUGUUGUGUCGCAAUAUGGUAGUUGACAUUUAUAGAUAGCUCCAGAUUAAGACUAGUACCCUGCAGUCCUUUGACAUGUAUAAUACUUGAAGCCUUUGUAUCCGUUGUGCCAAGACUGCUACCUGUGGGACUGUUUCAUGGGUAAAACAUUCCUGAGAUGAAGUUUUGAACAGACUAAAGAUUAGCACAGAUUCAGACUUGCAGCCUGAAGCGGGCUCCUGAGUAUCUACUGUAAACGUAUUAUGAAACGUGUACAACGAAGAAUAACAUGGUUUUUUGAGCUCCUGUACAAGUUGCUACAUUUCGUGAUUCGCAUUGUUUUGUUUUGUUUUUUUCAUACAUAAGAGAUUUGCGAUUCCUGAUUCAGUAACAAUGAAUGCAGGAAGUUAUUGAUGUGUUUGAUUCGGUUUUAAUUCACCGUUAUGUGGACGCAUACAUUUGCAACAUCGAAUAAUAUCACUUGCAUAAUUUGAAAAUUACUUUAAAUGCAUCGUAAUCACAGGCAGUUAACAUCUGUAAUUGUUUUUGUGUGUGUGUGUGAAAUGAAUGCUAAAUGAGGUAUGGAAUUAACUCCAGGAAGUAAUGAUAUUUCCUGACUGAAAUUUCUCUUUGUGUGAUUUUCAAUGAAAAUGGUGCAAUGCUGAUACAAAUGGAGUCUGCACCAACAUAUAAAUCUUUUUUUUUAUGUUUUGCACAUUUUCACUUCUGAAAUUGGAGAAACUGAAAUACAUUUUGGGUGACCAGUUAUUCCAACCUUAGGCAUGUCAACGGUGUUGUUUAAGAACCUUUAAUCAUAUAUCAAACUUUGAAUGACUUUUAAAUAUCUCUGUGUGUAUGUGCUGACGACAAUAUUUUGAGUUUUAUUAAUAAUUCUACGAAUAAAUGCACUUAAAAUGCCUACA